AUGGCGAUGGGCAGGAUGAGGUGAAGAGGAGGAGGAGGAGGAGGAGAGGGAAACACUGAAAAAAAAAAAAAAAAAAAAAGAAGAAAAUAAGAAGAAGAAAGAAAGGAAAAAAUAUAUAUAUGAAACAGGGGGAGAGGAAAAAUAUAAAAAGGGAUAUAUAGGAAAAAGAAAAAGGAAAGAGGGACGGGGAUGCAAGCGGCGCUGGCGCGGUGAUUUCCUCUCCCCCCCUCCCUCUACUCCAAAAGGCGAAAAAAAAAGGAAAAAGCAGAAAUAAGGCAGCCAAAAGAAAAAAAAAAAAGGGGGGGAAAAAAGCCACCAAACCAGCAAGCCACCCAACCCACCAAUUCCUUGUUUUUUUCAUGGAGAGCACAAACCCCAGGCCAGCGGAGGAGGACCGGGACUCCUCAGCGCGGAGACCUUUGCAUCAAAAUGCUGAUAGUCGAAAAAACGACUGACUACCCUUCGGCUGAGUACUCCCUGGUGGAGGAUGUAGCCCUCCACUUCACGUGUUUGAUGGACAGACUGAACGAGCAGCGCCUCUUUCAGCCGGACCUGUGCGACGUGGACAUCGUGCUGGUGCAGCACAAGAGCAUCUUCCCGGCGCACAAGGGGGUCCUGGCAGCCUACAGCCAGUUCUUCCACUCCCUCUUCACCCAGAACAAGCAGCUGCAGCGCGUGGAGCUCUCUCUGGAGGCCCUCACCUCGCAGGGCCUCCAGCAGAUCCUCAACUUCAUCUACACCUCCAAGCUGCUCGUCAACUCCUGCAAUGUGCAGGACGUGCUGAACGCGGCCGCCGUGCUGCAGAUGAACAACAUCGCGUCGUCCUGCCAGGACCUGCUGGACACGCGCUCGCUCAGCCUGGCCGCCGACAUGGCCCUGCCCGCCGAGGGCUGCGCCGGGCCCCCGCCCUACUACUGCGAGAUCAAGCAGGAGGUGGACGCCCCCCACCCCAAAAUCUACGCCCGGGAGGGCAACGACCCCUUCUCGGUGCGGGUGGAGGACGGGACGGGCAGCGGGACGCUCCCGCCAGGCCCAGCCAAGCAGUACUACAAGGAGGAGAAGGAUGGAGGUGCCGGUGCUGUGUGUAAGAUGGAGGGAGAGGAGUCCGAGGAGGACCUGGAUAGCCAGGGCUCCUACAACCGUGAGCAGAUCAUCGUGGAGGUGAACCUCAACAACCAGACCCUCAACGUCUCCAAGGGCACGGAGGGGAAGGCGGCCGCCAGCGAGGCGGCCGUGAUGGGGCGGCCGGACGGGGAUGGGCGCGACACAGAGGAGGAUGGGGAGGAGGAGAAUGAGGAAGGGGAGGAGGAGGAGGAAGAGGAGGAGGAUGCGGAGGUGGGGGAGGAGGAGGAGGAGGAGCGCAGUGAGGAGGAAGACCUGGAGGAGACGACGGAAGAAGAGGACGAUGACGAUGAGGAUGCCUCAGAGAUGAAAAGGGAAAAGAGCGGGCAGCCCCGCAGGGGCAGCCGGGCAUCCAAAGCCACCAAACCUGCCAUGGCAACCAGGUCCCAGGAGAUGGCCAAGGUGGAAGAGGAGGAGGAGGAGGAAGAAGAAGAAGGCCAGAGGGGAAGGAAGAGAAAGAAGGAGCAAGAUGGCUUGGGCCAGAAGGUGAAGCUGGAGGAGAAGCAGCAUUACCCAUGCAAGAAGUGUCCCCGGAUCUUCAACAACCGCUGGUACCUGGAGAAGCACAUGAACGUCACGCACAGCCGGAUGCAGAUCUGCGACAAGUGCGGGAAACGCUUCCUGCUGGAGAGCGAGCUCCUGCUGCACCACCAGACCGACUGUGAGAAGAACAUCCAGUGCGUGACGUGUGGGAAGGGGUUCAAGAAGCUCUGGUCUCUCCACGAGCACAACAAGAUUGUCCAUGGCUAUGCAGAGAAGAAGUUCUCCUGUGAGAUCUGUGAGAAGAAGUUCUACACCAUGGCCCACGUGCGCAAACACAUGGUUGCACACACCAAGGACAUGCCCUUCACCUGUGAGACCUGCGGGAAGUCCUUCAAGCGCAGCAUGUCCCUCAAGGUCCACUCGCUGCAGCACUCCGGGGAAAAGCCUUUCAAAUGCGAGAACUGCAACGAGCGCUUCCAGUACAAGUACCAGCUGCGCUCCCACAUGAGCAUCCACAUCGGCCACAAGCAGUUCAUGUGCCAGUGGUGUGGCAAGGACUUCAACAUGAAGCAGUACUUCGAUGAGCACAUGAAGACGCACACGGGGGAGAAGCCCUACAUCUGUGAGAUCUGCGGGAAGAGCUUCACCAGCCGCCCCAACAUGAAGCGGCACCGCCGCACCCACACCGGGGAGAAGCCGUACCCGUGCGACGUCUGCGGCCAGCGCUUCCGCUUCUCCAACAUGCUCAAGGCCCACAAGGAGAAAUGUUUCCGCGUCAGCAACCCCCUGGCUUCGGACACGGCCGCCCCCCAGCCCGCCACCAGCCCGGCUCCGCUGCCCCCCGGCCCCGGCGUGUCCCCGCUGCCCCUGCCGCUGCUCCACCCUCUCCCACAGAGCCUCCCUCCUCCUCCUCACCUACCGCCACCCCCCUCCCCUGUUUCCUGCGGGGAGGAUAAAUUCAAACAACAAUUAGGUGCCCCCCUCUACCCCUGCACGGACUGCGCUGCCCUUCGGGAACGCCUUUCCCCCCGGGGAGCCAAGGCUUUGCUUGCUCUCUGCCCCGUCCCCCAUCCCUCCUCAUUUUGGGGUUGUUUUGGGUUUUUAUUCCUCAUUCUCACCCGUCAUUCUCUGCAGAGAGGGGGAGCAGGAGGAAGCCCCCCGGGAGGAGCGUGGGUGUUGGGGGGAAGGCGGCCGUCCGUCCAUAAGGUGUAGGUAGAAUGUGUCACUCUCAGUUUCAUCUCCCCACACACCAGCUCCAUCUUCCUGCUGGGAUGCUGGUGAGGCUGGGAGGAGCAGGAUGUCCGGGCUUGAGCUUGCUGGCUGGUGCAUCAAUAUUUCUAAGCUGAAUUUUAGUUAGUGGUGCUUGAAUCCCUGUACUGUAAAGCUGGUCUUUCAAGUCAGGCUCUUCACCCACGGGGUGGAAAGGUGGGCACCCCAGAGGAGCCCACCACUGCCAGCCCCAGUGGCCCGUGGCGAGCGAGCAGAUGUCCCCACUGGAAAGCCAUUAGCAUGCUCUCAUUAGCAGCCCUCGACUUGUCUUCCUUCCCUACAACAGGUUUUCCUCCUCCACAGGCAAAAGCACAAACACCCACC
This is a messenger RNA of Prinia subflava (tawny-flanked prinia), 3198 nucleotides long. RefSeq names its product zinc finger and BTB domain containing 47 (gene ZBTB47). Gene Ontology annotation, molecular function: DNA-binding transcription factor activity, RNA polymerase II-specific; protein binding. The coding region runs from base 430 to 2817 and encodes 795 amino acids. The transcript has 6 exons. Gene Ontology annotation, biological process: regulation of transcription by RNA polymerase II. Gene Ontology annotation, cellular component: nucleus. NCBI's taxonomy places the organism in Eukaryota, Metazoa, Chordata, Aves, Passeriformes, Cisticolidae. The record is from RefSeq and is a predicted model, not a curated record.